AUGAAGGGUCGUCUCUUGGGAAACAUGUCCGACAAGCCCGUGUGUGUGAGUGAUUUUGAGCAGCAAGCUAAAAUAAUCUUACCCAAAGCAGUAUUUGAUUAUUAUUUCUCUGGAGCAGAUCAGCAGGAAUCACUAGCUGAUAAUGUAGCAGCUUUCAAAAGAUGGCGCUUGUUCCCACGCGUGCUUAAAGAUGUGUCCAAGGUGGACAUGUCUACCACUGUGCUGGGACAGAGCGUGAGCAUGCCUGUGUGUGUAGCAGCCACUGCAAUGCAGAGGAUGGCUCACCCUGAAGGAGAGACUGCUACUGCCAAAGCUUGUUUGUCUGCUGGCACGGGUAUGAUGCUGAGCUCCUGGGCCACCUCUACCAUAGAGGAAGUAGCAGAAGCAGCCCCGGCUGGCGUGCGCUGGUUGCAGCUCUACAUUUACAAAGACCGAGCACUGACUCAGUCUCUAGUCAAGAGGGCUGAAGAGGCAGGGUAUAAGGGUAUCUUUGUCACAGUGGACACACCUUAUCUUGGCAAGCGGCGUGAUGACGUGCGCAAUCGCUUCAAGCUGCCCUCUCAUUUGAGAAUGGCCAAUUUUGAAACGCCUGAUUUAGCAUUCUCAUCAAAGGAGGGCUACGGGGAGGACAGCGGCCUGGCAGUGUAUGUGGCUCAGGCCAUAGAUCCCACACUGAAGUGGGAGGACAUUGCUUGGCUAAAAAGAAUCACUUCCUUGCCUGUGGUGGUUAAAGGAGUUUUGAGAGCGGAAGAUGCCAGAGAAGCUCUGAAAUACGGUGUUGAUGGGAUACUCGUGUCAAACCAUGGAGCAAGACAGCUUGAUUGUGUUCCAGCCACCAUCGAUGCCUUGCCUGAGAUUGUGGAGGCCGUGGGUGGCAGAGCAGAAGUUUAUCUGGAUGGAGGCAUACGCACAGGCACAGAUGUGCUCAAGGCCCUGGCGCUGGGGGCAAAGGCUGUGUUUGUAGGAAGACCCAUCCUGUGGGGCCUGGCCUGUGAGGGUGAGAAAGGUGUCAGAGAUGUGCUUCAGUUACUACAAGAGGAACUUCACCUUGCAUUAGCUCUUACAGGGUGCCGGUCUUUGAAGGAAAUCAAUAGAACCCUUUUGAGAAGAUCUGAGCAAAUCCCAAGGCUCUGA
Neoarius graeffei (lesser salmon catfish) is the source of this 1134-nucleotide messenger RNA. It is a transcript of the gene hao1, whose product is annotated as hydroxyacid oxidase (glycolate oxidase) 1. Bases 1 to 1134 code for a protein of 377 amino acids. The transcript is spliced from 8 exons. NCBI's taxonomy places the organism in Eukaryota, Metazoa, Chordata, Actinopteri, Siluriformes, Ariidae. Gene Ontology annotation, molecular function: FMN binding; oxidoreductase activity. The record is from RefSeq and is a predicted model, not a curated record.